AUGGAGUUAUACCGACUUAUGCUAAUUUGGUUAUUUCUACUGAUUCCACCAUUUAUUUUGCGAGACGGCGACGUGCACGAUUUUCGCAGUAGUGAAACAAAAGCGCGGCGAGGAGACCGCGGUGCACAGACGCCGCAAGCAAACUGCUGUGCCCAGCAGCACCGGGAGCUUCCCGGCACGAAUGGAGGUGUUAAAGAUGCUGUGUCAGUCAUUUUGGGAAGCCAGGCUGAGGGUUUGUCCCUGCGGCUCCCGGACGCGAGGUGGCUGAUGUGCACUUCUGGGCCGCCGCCGGGCCGCUUCUCGCCCGAGUCGCACCUGGCCGAGGCCGCCGAUGGCACCUCCGAGUCGGCGCCCAGCUGCGAGGGCAGCGUCUGCGACCGCGCCUCGGAGCUCGAGGACUUCUGGAGGCCGCCCUCGCCCUCCGCCUCGCCAGCCUCGGAGCGAUCUGUGUGCCCGUCGCUGGAUGAAGCGCCCCCCUUCUCGGUGCCCUUCAAGCCGUACGCCUGGAGCAGCCUGGGCGGCUCUGACCUGAGGCACCUCGUGCAAAGCUACAGGUCCUGCCCGGCGCUGGAGCGAGGCUCGGCCCUGGGGCUCUUCUGCGAGCGAGGCUCCGAGCCCGCCCUCUACAGCGCCGAGUGCAGCGCCUCCCUCGGACUUUAUGGCGACUUCGGCUCCCCAGGCCCGGGGCUUUUUGAGAGGCCUCCAGCAGCAGCACCGGGACUCUACACUGACUCGCAGCCCGGACUGCAGCAAGAGAAGGGGCCAGGUGGCAUCAAAGUGGAGUCAGAUCUGCUGUGCCGCCCGCUGCUGCUCGGCACUGGCUCUUACAAAUGUGUCAAGUGCAGCAAGGUCUUCUCCACUCCGCACGGCCUUGAAGUCCAUGUGCGCCGCUCACACAGUGGCACGAGGCCCUUUGCCUGUGACAUGUGUGGCAAGACCUUUGGCCACGCAGUCAGCCUGGAGCAGCACAAGGCAGUGCACUCACAGGAACGAAGCUUUGAUUGCAAGAUUUGUGGCAAGAGUUUUAAGAGAUCUUCUACCCUGUCCACCCACCUUCUCAUCCACUCGGACACCCGGCCCUAUCCCUGUCAGUACUGUGGGAAGCGUUUCCACCAGAAAUCCGAUAUGAAGAAACACACUUUCAUUCACACAGGUGAGAAGCCCCACAAGUGUCAGGUGUGCGGAAAAGCCUUCAGUCAGAGCUCCAACCUCAUCACCCACAGUCGGAAGCACACAGGCUUCAAGCCCUUUGGCUGUGAUCUGUGUGGCAAAGGCUUCCAAAGAAAGGUGGAUUUAAGGAGACAUCGGGAGACACAGCAUGGCCUGAAAUGAGUCCCAGCUGCAAUACAGAAAGCACCUACAACACUAUGAGAACAAACUCCCUUGGCUUCCCCGCUCAGCAUGAGCCCUGUCUGUAGCACGGACCCUGGCAUUAUCUUUCUGACCAGGACUCCACAGAGAAGGGAAGAGAACAGAGUUAUGUAUUGAAAGCUCAACCUGAAUGACUGUGCAAGCGGAAAUUAGAGGCUGGGGUUUCUCUCUCUCUUCUUCUCUCUUUUUGAAAUAACACUGGAAAGUAAACCUUUGAAACAUGAAGCCUGAUACUCCAAAUACGGAUAAGCUACGAAAUAUAUGUGAGCUGGAAAGUCUUUCACCCAUGGCCGAUAUGAAACCCCUCAAGUUUUCAGAAUCUCAAAUUACCUUGCAGGGAAACAU
This is a messenger RNA of Tinamus guttatus (white-throated tinamou), 1716 nucleotides long. The record is from RefSeq and is a predicted model, not a curated record. NCBI's taxonomy places the organism in Eukaryota, Metazoa, Chordata, Aves, Tinamiformes, Tinamidae.